Messenger RNA from Humulus lupulus (European hop), 1305 nucleotides. Its product is annotated as vacuolar iron transporter homolog 1-like. The transcript has a single exon. The coding region runs from base 112 to 789 and encodes 225 amino acids. Gene Ontology annotation, molecular function: iron ion transmembrane transporter activity; manganese ion transmembrane transporter activity. Gene Ontology annotation, cellular component: membrane. Lineage: Eukaryota; Viridiplantae; Streptophyta; Magnoliopsida; Rosales; Cannabaceae. Gene Ontology annotation, biological process: intracellular manganese ion homeostasis. The record is from RefSeq and is a predicted model, not a curated record.
AGUGUGUCUAACACACUUAUUCUUCACCAAAAAAUAAAACGAACUUCUCUCCUACGUACACACAUCUUCCUCUUCUUCCUUUUCUCUUAUUCUUCUAUCACGAUCCCUACCAUGGCAUCCAGCCAAUCAUCUCUAAACCAACCAAAAUUCACUGCUGGUGAUCUAGAGCAGCAAACAGCCCAACUAGAUCUCGAAACCGAAGAGUUCGACUACUCGAAACGCUCUCAGUGGCUGCGAGCCGCCGUACUUGGCGCCAACGACGGCCUAGUCUCAACCGCGUCGCUAAUGAUGGGCGUGGGAGCUGUGAAACAAGACAUUAAAGUCAUGAUUCUCACAGGAUUCGCGGGGCUCGUGGCUGGAGCUUGCAGCAUGGCGAUUGGUGAGUUUGUGUCUGUUUACUCGCAGCUCGAUAUAGAGCUUGCGCAGAUAAGAAGAGAGAAAAUGAAGCGAGAAAAUGGUGCGGUUGCAGUUAUAGCUGCACUGGACGAUGAGAAAGAUGAAAAAGAUGGCUUGCCAAACCCGCUGCAAGCAGCCGCAGCUUCAGCGCUCGCGUUCUCUGUGGGCGCCAUGGUGCCGCUGCUUGCAGCCUCCUUCAUAAAAGAUUAUAAAGUGAGGUUGUGGGCCGUAGUGGCUGCCGUGAGCUUGGCUUUGGCCGUGUUCGGUUGGCUGGGAGCGGUUCUAGGGAAGGCUCCAACGGUUAAGUCGGCGGCCAGGGUUUUGAUCGGAGGUUGGCUGGCCAUGGCUGUCACCUUUGGGUUAACCAAGUUAAUUGGUUCAAGUGGUCUGUAGAUGGUUUUGGCACUCACCGUUUUAGAAAAAUAUACUUAAUAUCACUCCUAAUACUACUAGUGAUCGUCAAUAUCACUAGCUUUUCAACUAAUCACAACUUGACACGUGUCACAAAAUUUUGUUGUUAGUUGAGAGGUUGCAUAUAUAACUAUAAUAUAUAUUAUUUAUAUGUAUCAUCGGUCCAAAUUAAUGUUUAUUAUUGAUUCUCUUUUUGGACCACUGUACUACUAUUAUAAUUUCCUUUUUCUUUUAUUUACUUCUGUUUGCUUUUUUUUUUUUCCUUUUCUUUUUGGAUAAAGGAUAUAUAUAAUAUUAAUAUGUACCUAUUUGUAACUUUCAUUAAAAAGAGAUGAGAAAAGGGAAAGACGACUAUAUAUGUAGGAAGUUGUCAUGUCGAUGCGUUUGGCCAUAAGUUUGGCUUUUUUUUUUUUUGUAAUAUAUUUCUUUUGUGUAUCAAGCUUAUUAACUCCAAUAAUAAUAACGAUCAAGAUUCAAGAGAAUCUAUUGAUUUAUGUA